Molecule: messenger RNA, 798 nt
Organism: Aspergillus eucalypticola CBS 122712
Lineage: Eukaryota; Fungi; Ascomycota; Eurotiomycetes; Eurotiales; Aspergillaceae
Exons: 4
Coding region: 1-774 (257 amino acids)
Biological process (GO): protein phosphorylation
Molecular function (GO): protein kinase activity
Source: RefSeq, a predicted model, not a curated record
AUGGAUACAGAAAUUCGCGAUGACCUACUCCAAAGCUACUCCGAUGCAGAACUCAUCCAGCACAUUGUUUCAUCACCUCCUGCAGACUCUCUAAUGAGUCGAGUAUCCUCAAUCUCUCCAAAAUAUAUCUCAAGUCCUACCACCGAGCUAGCUCAUAGCCUAGGGAUACCUUGCCCUUCAAUACGAAGAAUAGUCACUAGCAACCGGAACGUAUACAGCAUCAUGCACCGAAUUGAGGGGUCAACACUAGAGGAUAUCUGGACAAGUUUAGGAUGGUAUUUAACGAUUAAGUUAGCUCUCCAACUCCGUCGCAUCUUAAGAACCCUCAGAUCAACAACCUCACUCACCAUCGGAUCCCUCGCAACCGGUCAAUGCACAUCCUUCUGGCUAGAUGACCUCUACGGCCUCCCACCCCGAUCCGGACCAACAGAGCUCUCUCGCUAUCUCCACUUCUGGGCGAGUGAAAUUAUCACCGGUACUGCAUACAUCCCUUCUGCUAUGGGUCCAUUUGUCUUGACACAUCAUGAUCUGGCGCCGCGGAAUCUUCUUCUCUCGCCCACUGGGGAGCUUUGGCUGCUUGAUUGGGAUCUUGCGGGAAAUGGGCUUUGUUUGCUCGAUGGCGUUGGUAACCUGUUUACGUGGAUUGCGGCUGGUUCAUAUAGACGUGACUAUGGGGCACUGCCUUCUAUGCAGUCGCGGUUUACUCGUUUUCGGGCUGGGAGGAGGUUUGAGCUACUAAACGUUGGUGGACCUACUAGACGGCGAGUUACGUAGGUGUCAUACCCCAUGGUGGAAGAU